AUUGCACAUUGACAUAGGAAGGGGCUGUGUGAUUGAACGUUAUUGCAGAAAUGUGGGCAUGGGCAACCACUUUGCUGUAUUCUUGAAAGGACUUCAGAUUCUUGAGUUUAGUUAUAAGGUAGGCCUAAGGCAUGGACGUAGGCCUAAGGUGUUAUUUCGAGUUUUGAAACGACAAACAGCGGUCAAAUCAGGGAUGGAGGAAAACAGGGGGAAACUCCUCUCGCAUCGCUUGAGGAUGUUGCAACAGAUUAAGAUUCUGCUAAGUGCAGCCAUCCUUAUUGUCUUCAUGAUCCCAGGGACUGUUGGGGAAAACACAGCAGAAAAGAUAACAUGCUGGGACAAGAAUACCAAUAAGACUAUAUGCGAAACUGCUGGAGAUUGCAAGUGGAGUUCUGAUGCAUUUCCUAAGGAUAAAAAGACUGGUUGCCACCAAUGCCAAGCAGAUUCUGGUAACAUGGAGUGCAAACAUAAUCGCACAUUGACAUGUCCCACAUUGGCAGCCUGUGGUUUCAACGAUUCUCUCCCCAUAGAGGAAUGUACUCUUGAUUCAUCAGUCCCUAGGAUCAAAUGCUUCGUUCAGAAGAAUGAGGUAUGCGACACCCCUGAAAGCUGUCGAUGGAAUCAUACUGCAUUUCCAACAGGUUUUCAUGAAUGCAAAUAUGAUCGCAAGAUUUUUACAUGUAUGCCUGGCAAAAGCAGUUCAAGGCCUACAUGUUCUUCUUAUAAUGAAUGUGGAUUUCAUGGGCUUGAUACAAAAGGCCACUUCAACUGUGAUGUAUGUUUUGACUCUAUAGACCCAAAAGGAUUGGAAGAAGAAACCCUGAAGAAAAAAAAUAUUGGCCUGAGCCUUGGCAUAUUAUUGACCUUGGCUCUAGUAGCAGCAGCAGUACUAGGAGGCCUUUGCUGCUGGAAUAGAAAAAAAAAAAGACCGCGUGCUAAGACGCUGUCACAAUGUCGCUAUCAGGCCACCAGGAAGUCCUCGGAUGCAGCAGAUGCAGCAAAUACCACCAGCAGUAAUGAGAUUGCAGACAUCUAAACUUAGAAUUCCACAAACUUACCAUAAACUAAACUUUGGGUGAAUGUUGCGUCGUGCAGCUAAUGUUGCAGCUAAUGUUGGCCAUUGUUGCACAACGCAACAUCCAGCAUCAAUGGGUUAAUAUUUGUUUUUUGGCUCCAAUAUUCUGACUUUUACUUCUUGUUUACCUUCAAAAUUAUCACAGUAUCCCCAAGGUUUUUGGUGUGAUGCCGAACACCAACGGUGGUGGAAGGAGUGAAUAACUGAAAUAACACUAAUACUAAACUAACACUUAAUUAACAUUAAUUUCACUGUGUGCACUGU
Molecule: messenger RNA, 1339 nt
Organism: Engraulis encrasicolus (European anchovy)
Lineage: Eukaryota; Metazoa; Chordata; Actinopteri; Clupeiformes; Engraulidae
Exons: 9
Coding region: 59-1036 (325 amino acids)
Source: RefSeq, a predicted model, not a curated record